AUGAUAACGUUAACUUUAUAUUUAAAAAUUACUGCAUUCCUUCUUUUAAUUUGGAUGUAUCAAUGUUUUUAUAACUGUGAUUCCUAUAAAUCUUUGAUUGAUAAAAAUAUAUUGCAAACAAAAAAUAAGUUAAAAUAUGAAAGAGUAUUAACAGAGGGAGACAUAGUAGGUAAUAAGCAAACAAACGAUAAAGGAUGUCUAGAAGAGUGUCCAUUAGAUAAUGAAAAAAACAAUUGGGAAAAUCCGGUUCAAAACGAGAAUCCGUGCGAUCGAUGGAAGAGAAAAACUAAUCCGUUAUUCAGGAAAAUAUUUAAUAAAAAAACAAGUGAAAUGGACCCUGAAUGGAGAGACCAAAAAUGGAAUAAUGAAUGGAAUAAAAUUUCAGCUAACAAGGUUAAUGAACUAUCUUCAAUAUUUUAUAGAAGUGAUAUAUCAGAAGAAGAAAAAAAAAAAUUAAUUCGUAAUGUUAAGGAUGAACUCGACAUGGAAUUUUGGACAUUUUUAGAUGAAUGUAAGAAAGAGAUGAGAGACAAUAAAACAGAAUCCGAAUCUAAGAAAGAGAUGAUAGACAAUAAAACAGAAUCCGAAUCUAUGAAAGAGACAAUAGAUAAUAAAACAGAAUCCGAAUCUAUGAAAGAGACAAUAGAUAAUAAAACAGAAUCCGAAUCUAUGAAAGAGACAAUAGAUAAUAAAACAGAAUCCGAAUCUAUGAAAGAGACAAUAGAUAAUAAAAUAGAAUCCGAAUCUAAGAAAGAGAUGAUAGACAAUAAAACAGAAUCCGAAUCUAUGAAAGAGACAAUAGAUAAUAAAACAGAAUCCGAAUCUAUGAAAGAGACAAUAGAUAAUAAAACAGAAUCCGAAUCUAUGAAAGAGACAAUAGAUAAUAAAACAGAAUCCGAAUCUAUGAAAGAGACAAUAGAUAAUAAAACAGAAUCCGAAUCUAUGAAAGAGACAAUAGAUAAUAAAACAGAAUCCGAAUCUAUGAAAGAGACAAUAGAUAAUAAAACAGAAUCCGAAUCUAUGAAAGAGACAAUAGAUAAUAAAACAGAAUCCGAAUCUAUGAAAGAGACAAUAGAUAAUAAAACAGAAUCCGAAUCUAUGAAAGAGUUGAUAGACAGUAAAACAGAAUCUGAAUCUAAAAAAGAGAUGAGAGAAAAUAGAACAGAAUCCGAAUCUACGAAAGAGAUGAGAGACAAUAAAAAAGAAUCCGAAUCUACGAAAGAGAAGGGAACAAAUGAAAUAAAAAAUUAUAAAAAAAAAAUUUCGAAAUUGAUUAUUGUUUUGAUAUUCUUAAGGAGAAUAGAAUAUAAUGGUUUAACAGAGAAUAUAGGAGGGGUCAUGCACAAGAUCUAG
This is a messenger RNA of Plasmodium gallinaceum, 1353 nucleotides long. Its product is annotated as fam-g protein. NCBI's taxonomy places the organism in Eukaryota, Apicomplexa, Aconoidasida, Haemosporida, Plasmodiidae. The transcript is spliced from 2 exons. Bases 1 to 1353 code for a protein of 450 amino acids. The record is from RefSeq and is a predicted model, not a curated record.